AAAUAUAGAAAAGAAUAAAAACAUUAAGUGUAAAAUAAGUUGAAAUGCUUAAAUAUUUAAUAAGUAUUUGCCUUAAAAAUCUAGAAAAUAAAAAAAAACAAAAAGCAGGAUAAUUAAUUAUCAUGCAUUUAAUAUUUUAAAGAGUUUUAAAAAAAAUAACUUUCAAAUUAAAUAGAAUUAAAAACUAAGCAGUUUUUAUUUAAAAGUUUAUGUAAUGGACAAUAUUUACAAUAUAAUAAUAAAGAAAGCUUUAUGUAAAAUAUGGGAUAAUCAUAUAUUGAACUUUUUAAAAUAAUAAAUACUAUAAUUAAAUUAAGAAAAUUUAUAAGAGUCAUAUAUUUUAAAAUUUUAUAAGCUUUUUAGUACUUAUUCUGUUUAAAAUAAUAUUGA
This is a messenger RNA of Ichthyophthirius multifiliis, 390 nucleotides long. RefSeq lists its product as hypothetical. The annotation marks the transcript as partial. The transcript has a single exon. Lineage: Eukaryota; Ciliophora; Oligohymenophorea; Hymenostomatida. The record is from RefSeq and is a predicted model, not a curated record.